Rosa chinensis is the source of this 3575-nucleotide messenger RNA. Its product is annotated as nucleolin 2. The record is from RefSeq and is a predicted model, not a curated record. NCBI's taxonomy places the organism in Eukaryota, Viridiplantae, Streptophyta, Magnoliopsida, Rosales, Rosaceae. Gene Ontology annotation, molecular function: mRNA binding. The transcript is spliced from 11 exons. Gene Ontology annotation, cellular component: nucleus. The coding region runs from base 146 to 3157 and encodes 1003 amino acids.
UAUAUAACCAAACGACACUAUCCAUUUGAGUCAAACUCCACCGUGGUCCGCCACUCACAGUCAAUCAGAUUUCCGGUCACCUACUUGAAGCUUCAAUUUAUCAAACCCUAACCUCAUUCGUUAGUUUAGGAAUUUUCACACCAGCAUGAAAACUCGCAAUGCCGGCGUUCCUAAACCGUCGACGACCGCAAAGAAAACGCCGCCGGCGAGAAAAUCCGCUUCCAAAGCACAGCCGUCUCCGUCAGUAGAGACUCCUAAAACCGUCGAGACAAAGCGGACUUCUGCCAGAGCAGCCAUGCAGGUCAAGAAGACUGAAACCGCUCCCGUUACUGCUUCAAAGCGCCGUCAAUCCUCAGCCGAGGACUCGGCUGGUGGUGCUAAGGGGACACUAGGCACUAAAGUUGGUGUGGGAACUUCACCAAUAGGGAGAAGGACUUCCGGGAGAGCAAAGGCACCGGCAUCGGUGUAUGUUUCAGCACAGGCACAGUCUGCUAAGGCAAAAGGAAAUGCAUCGAAUAAGAAGAAAAAGGUAGAUAUCAAGGAUGUGGAGUUCACAGAGGAGGAGGUCAUGGCUGAGUUUGAUGGAAAACCUGCAGGGUUGGAAGAAACAGCUGUGGGGGAAGAAGUACCAGCCGUUGAGAAUGUUGGAGUUUCUGCAACAGAUGAAAAAGGUGCUGUCAGAGUAGAACUGGAUCCUAGUGAAGAUGAAGAGGAUCCUAUUGAGAUGGAAGAAUCUGUAGUUAAGGAGGUUGCAAAGUCUUCAGAGAAUGUGCCGCGCUGUGAUGAAGGGGAUCCUGUUGAAGUAGAAGAAUCUGUGAUUGAGGAGGUUGCAAAGUCUUCAGAGUGUGUGCCGCUGUGUGAUGAGGAGGAUCCUGUUGAGAAAGAAGAAUCUGUAGUUGGGGAGGCUGCAAGGUCUUCAGAGAAUGAACCACCCUGUGACAAAGAAAGUCCUGUUGCGAUAGAAGAAUCUGUAACCGAAGAGGUUGCAAAGUCUUCAGAGAAUGAACUGCCCUGUGACGAAGAUCCUGUUGCGAUAGAAGAAUCUGUAAUAGAGGAGAUUGCAAGGUCUUCAGGAAAUCAGCCGGCCUGUGAUAUAAGACAAUCUGUAGUUGAGGAGGUCGCAAGGAAUUCAGAGAAUGAGCCGCCCUGCGCUGAAGAGGAUCCUACUGAGAUAGAAGAGUCUGCAAUUGAGGUUGUUACAAAGUCUUCAGAAAAUAGAUUACCCUGCGAUGUAAGAGAAAGAGUGGAAGUGAAAGCAGAACAGAAGGCAGAGUCUAAGGAUAAUGAUAGUAAUGAGGAGACCUCUUUUGAGCCUGCUAACAAGUUACAAAAUGACAAAGCAAGGUUACAAGGAGAAGAUACUGAUCUUCCAAAAGAGAUGUAUGCUGUUGAUGAGGAAAUGGAAUAUGGUGAGAAAAUUGAUCUGGGAGAACAUGGAGAGGAAGAACUUCCGGCAGAUGAUGCAGAGGAUCAUGAAGAAGAAACUGAGACAUUGGAGGAUGAACGCCAGCAGUUGACAGCCAUCGCAAAGGAGCGCAAGAUAAAGAAAGAGCGGGAGGUAUUUCUUGAUGGUCUUGAUCCGGAUGUUGAGGAGGAAGACGUGAGAAGGGUCUUUGAGAGGAUUGGAGGGAUAGUUGAGGUUAGGUUACAGAAGAAUCCUUCAACUAAUAAGAAUAAGGGUUAUGCAUAUGUGGAGUUCAAAGAUAAGGAGCAUGUGAGGCGUGCUUUGUCUGAAAUGAAAAACCCUGCUAUUCGAGGGAAACGAUGUGGGACAGCACCCAGUGAGGACAAUACCACGUUGUUCAUAGGUAACAUCUGCAAUACGUGGACAAAGGAAGCUAUUAAACAAAAACUAAAGGAUUAUGAGGUUGAAGGCAUUGAGAACAUAAACCUUGUCCCGGAUAUUCGACGUGAAGGGUUGAGCCGAGGUUUUGCAUUUGUUGAGUUCUCUUGUCAUGGUGAUGCUAUGCUUGCAUACAAGAGGCUUCAGCAGUCUGAUGUUAUAUUUGGCCACCCUGAAAGGACUGCGAAAGUGGCCUUUGCUGAACCUAUAUGUGAGCCUGACCCUGAGGUCAUGGCCCAAGUGAAGUCAAUAUUUGUGGAUGGGCUUCCACCUCAUUGGGAUGAGAAACAGGUUAGAGAGCAAUUUAAAUGCUAUGGAGAAAUAUUACGUGUUGUUCUGGCCCGAAAUAUGUCUACAGCCAAGCGGAAAGAUUUUGGAUUUGUUGAUUUCUCUAGCCACGAGUCUGCUGUGGCAUGUGUUAAUGUUGUAAACAAUACACCACUGAGUGAUGGGCAUUUAAAGAUAAAAGUGAAAGCAAGACUUUCAAAUCCUUUGCCUAAAACUCAGGCUGUGAAGGGUGGAAUACGUGGUGGAUUUCGAAUUGGCCAUGGUGGCAGCGGUGUUUCAAGAUUUGGUAGGGAUUUUGGUCGCAGUGGACACACUUCCAAUCGUGCAAAUUUCCAACAUGACAGACAUGUUUAUGACGGUGGACGUGGUCAAACUGCGAGGAUGGGUUUCAAUCAGCAUAACUAUGAUUAUCCAUAUGCUGAGUUUCGUGGACGAGGGGGCAGAAGGGGCUUUUUUAGAGGUGGUCAAUUUUCAUCUGGUGGAGGUUCUGGAGUUGCUUCCCCAUCACCAAGACCUUAUGUUGAUAGAUCUUCGCAUGGUGCCCCUGAUAGAGGGCGAGGUAUGCCUGCUCCUUUUAGGAGGCAUCCUUAUUCUCCAGAAGGACACUUUGAUGGGCCACAUAUGAGGGGUCACUUUGAUGGGCCACACAUGGGGGGUCACUUUGAUGGGCCACACAUGGGUGGUCACUUUGGUGGGCCACACAUUGGUGGUCACUUUGGUGGGCCACACAUAGGUGGUCACUUUGAUGAACCUUCUUUUUAUGAUGAACGUGAUAGAACACAAGGCAUCAAGCGCCCAUUUCAUAUGAGAGACUAUGAUCCUGAUUACUUGGAGCCUAGUAGACAUCGGCCACGAUUGAAUUAUAAUGAUCCAACAGCUUCAUUUCGCGGAAACCAUUAUAGUGAUACUUAUGGAGCUGGUAGCAGUCUCUACCCUCAUGAAUAUUAUGGUCCUGAAUCGCAUUAUGGUCCACAUUCAUCUUAUUAUGGGCGCAAUCAAUCAUAUGGUGGGGGUCGCUACUAUUAGACCCUAGAACUAUUCGGUGGACAUGAAUCUUUAGGAUGCAGUGUUCAAGGACGGACAAGUGGCUUGCUGUGCCUGUUAGAAAUUAGUUGCAUAUUUCUUUUCUCUCUCUUGCCUUUAUCCUGCUUUUCCUCAUAUUAUCCAUCUUCUUUACCUAACAGUUGUUUUUUGAGAAAAUUUGGGUAGGGAUUUCCCAAGUUUUGAUGUUUGUAGUUUAGGACCUUAGGUAGUGUCUAAGGGCCUUUAUUUAGAAACUAGUAAUUAUUUGUAUGAUGGAGGUUGAGAGAGAUUUACCCCUUUAGCCUAGGCCUGGACAGCUUGACGAACUUUGUUAUGACUGUUCUUCUGAAGUUAAGAUGCUUGUAUGAUCAUGGUUAAUUUUGUGGUUUAAAGGAAUGAAGUUUGGUUAUUGGAAGUAAAA